CAGGCGGAAGAGGCGGCGCCGGCGGGACGCGGCUCGGGGCUCCCGGAGGCGGCGGCGGCGGCGGUGGCGGUGGAGGCGGAGGCCCGGAGUUGGGCCGGGGCGGGAUCCAGGAGGCUCCUGAGCCGGAGCAGGCAGCGCCUGGAGGCCACAGGCCGUUCGCCCGCCUCAGGCCGGUUGGCCGCCGCUCCCCUCCCUGCGCCCUGUUCCCGGCAGGGCCAGAGAGGCCGCCGCCUCCGCCCGGUGGUACUCAGGCGAAAGGAACCCGCGAAGCAGGUCCUGGGGAAGAGCUCGCCUGCUCCUGAGAGAAGCGGCGAUAAGAUGGCGCUUUGAAGGGGAGCCGGAGGCCGAGUCACUGUGCUCGUCGGGACGCCGCCUUUCUAACGCCGCCGUCGGCUCGCACCACUCUGGGCCUGCUGCCCACACUGACUGCGGGGUCCGGGAGAGUAGGAUGCUGGCCGGCCGCGUCUGGCUUCUUGGAAAGGGCAGGAAGGAGCGCGAGAAUGCAGUUCCGCGGCAGAAACCUCUGUAGAGGAGCAGGAUGCAACCUACAGGCUGUGGCCGGACAGCUGCUGCCCAGCACAUGGAGCCUGCACGCGCACGAUUUAGCCAAAGAAGCCCCCAUACUCCCGGUGAAAAAGAAGUCUAAGAUUCUGGAGUCAGGUCCCCGAUAUCCAUCUUAUGAUUCUCAUAAGAAACGCAGAACUCCUGGCCAGGCGCGGUGGCUCAUGCCUGUAAUCCCAGCAUUUUGGGAGGCCGAGGCGGGUGGAUCACCUGAGGUCGGGAGUUCAAGACCAGCCUGACCAACACGGAGAAACCCCGUCUGUACUAAAAAUACAAAAUCAGCUGGGCGUGGUGGCACAUGCCUGUAAUCCCAGCUACUAGGGAGGCUGAGGCAGAAGAAUCGCUUGAACCUGGGAGGCGGAGGUUGCGGUGAGCCGAGAUGGUGCCAUUGCACUCCAGCCUGGGCAACAAGAGCGAAACUCCGUCUCAGAAAGAAAAAAAAAGAAAGAAAAGAAACGCAGAACUCUUUACUGGCCUCAAAACGUACUGUGACAUUUCCAUAACCUACAGGUCUAGAAAUCCUGUGCCCAAUAUGGUUAACUUGUUUGCUGAGAAGGAUGUGGAAGAACUGGAACCUUCAUACACAGCUGAUGGGAAAACAGUCUGGAACUUUCUUAAAACAUUCUGGUAAAUGGGGGCCCUGCAAGCUAGAAAGUGUGGCUAUAAUCCCUGGCUUUUUUCCUUUUUUAAACUUUUUCUCUCUCAGUCCUGACCUAAAGAUGACCCUAGUCAGGCCAGGCGAGGUGGCUCACGCCUGUCAUCCCAACACUUUGGGAGGCCAAGACGGGUGGAUCACCUGAGGUCAGGAGUUUGAGACCAGCCUGACCAACAUGGAGAAACCCUGUCUCUACUAAAAACACAAAAUUAGCUGGGCGUGGUGGUGCAUGCCUGUAAUUCCAGCUACUCAGGAGGCUGAGGCAGGAGAAUUGCUUGAACCCAGGAGGUGGAGGCUGCAGUGAGCCGAGAUCACGCCAUUGCACUCCAGCUUGGACAACAAGAGCAAAACUCCGUCUCAAAAAAAAAAAAAAAAAAAUCUCCUGGGAGAAAACCUGUCUUUCCAGUCAGAGGAGCAGGAAAAAAUGACCCUAUGGUCUGAAAAGUGUGGAAAUAAUCCAUCUUUUUUUUCCCUCUGCUUUCUGCCUGAGGGGCGUUCCUUUUGGCAAAAUGAGCAGGCAGUGUGAGCAGCUAGUCAUCAGAGAGAAAGCCCAUCUUUCUAAGCCAGAGGAUGAGGAAAAGGGGCCCCCAGGUGCCAGGGAGUCUGGGGGGAAAUCCUGAAGAGCAAAGACCUGAAAAGAGGAUUCUCUAAUUCUGUACAUGAGCUGAAUUCCGUGCUCAGCCCAGAGCUGCACAUACCAGAGGCAGAGCCCAAGCAACACAGCCACACUCUGAACUGACACUUGGACCACCACCACCAAACAGAAGGCAACGCAGGACCUGCGGACUAAGGCUAACGAGGCUGAUUGCCUGACAAAACAGGAAAAAAAAGAAACAUUCUUCAGGGAAUUUUAGUAGAACACAGAGUCUCCCAAUAUAAAACAGACAGUCCUCACUGCACAGCAGUUCAGAACUGUAAAAAUGACCUUCCAACCUGAAAUUGCCAUAUGCUGUUCAUAAUCAUUAAUGGGUAAAAUUGUGAUUUCUUCCUGUCUUUUGAAAAUUGUCAAAACAUCGAUAAUCUUGUACUGUUAGAAAUGUAUAAGGAAACAAAGUAAAUAUUUUUGUACACUGUAAUUUAAAACAUUAGCAACACUGGGAAUUAAAGUGUUUGAUGUCUUCCUAAAAAACCAUCAAGAGACAUUUAAACAGUGCUUGCCUUCUUCAAAAGUCAUGUACCGUAUGAUAUGGAGCAAGCACCUUUUCUGUGUUUCAAAAACUUGUCAUGCUCCUUCUAAGUUUGGAUCAGCUUCCAAUAUUUUAUCCUUUCUGCUUUCAAUGUCAUGAAAUAUCUCCAAGUCCCUUUAACGUGAAGGUUUUUGCUGACGUUCCUUGCUCUGGGACAUCUUCAUCCUUUUCAUCACAACCGCUUUCUUCAUUUAUUUGAUGAAUUCACCUCGGCAGCAGUGCCAGCAUCCCCAUAGUCUGUUUCUUCAGUGACCCCAUUUAUGUUUGAUUUGCAUUCACUUUCAGUGUUUUCAGUUUUGAGUUUCUUUGCUGCACUUCUAUCUUUGUCAGUUUUCUCUUUUGAAUAUCCAUUUGUGUAAAAAUGCCAUGUGGGUUUAUCACUGGGAGACAAGGAGGCCACACAAUUCACACUUUGCUGUUUGUGCGUGAAAUGAACACAGAUGCACAGUGACCAAUCACCCACAGGUUUUGGAAAGAAGAGACAUGAUUGGUCACUGAUCAUGAUGUACCUCUGUUAUUAUGUAGUGAUUUGUGGACUGGUGAGCUAGCAGAAAGUUUGAACUUCAUGCAAUUACAGUUAAUAUAUUCUGGUAACUCAAAUUUGAACCAUGUUGUCACAUGUUGUCAGGGGACUGGUGUUCACCAUAAUAACUAAACUUUCAGAAUCAUGAACUGUCACUUCUGAUAUAUUCUAUUCAUUAAAAGUCAGUCCUAAUUCUGGCUCACACUCAAGGGGAAGGGAAUUAGGCCCCAGCUUCUGGAGAGAGGAUCUCCAAUGAAUUUGUGGACUUAUUUUAGGAUUCUUCAGGAAGUCCAUAUUCCUGUAGAAUAUUGGCACCGGUUAUAGAAUUUUGGGUGGAUGAUUCUUUCCUAUGAGUGCUUUAAAGAUACUGUUCCACUGCAUCCUGGCCUACACGAUUUUUUAUUAUAUGUCUGAGAUAACCCGCAUUUCAAAUUGUUGUUCCCUAUACCGAAUGUAUUGGGUUUUUUUCUGGCUACUUUCAGGAUUCUUUAAAUCUUUGGUUUUCAGCAGUUCGAUUAUGAUAUGCUGAGCAUCUUGUUUGGAUUUUGCUGAGUUUCUUGAAUAUGCAUUUAUAUUGUUUGUCAAAUUUAAGAAGUUUUCAGCAAUUAUUUCUAAAAACUUUUUUUGUGUCUGCACCAAUUUCUCUUUUCCCUCUGAGACUCCGGUGUCAAAAAAUAUGUGAUUUUCUGGUGUUGUCUCCCAGGAUCCUGAAGUUCUGUUCAUUCUGUUUAAUCCAUUUUCUCACUGUCCUCUGGUUAAUUUCUACUGAUCUGUCUUCAAUUCACUGACUCUUUCUUUUGUUAUUUCCAUUAAAAAAUGUAAUUCCAUUA
Molecule: messenger RNA, 3756 nt
Organism: Symphalangus syndactylus (siamang)
Lineage: Eukaryota; Metazoa; Chordata; Mammalia; Primates; Hylobatidae
Gene: FAM120AOS
Product: family with sequence similarity 120 member A opposite strand
Source: RefSeq, a predicted model, not a curated record